Messenger RNA from Colletotrichum abscissum, 324 nucleotides. RefSeq lists its product as uncharacterized. Lineage: Eukaryota; Fungi; Ascomycota; Sordariomycetes; Glomerellales; Glomerellaceae. The record is from RefSeq and is a predicted model, not a curated record. The transcript has 2 exons. The coding region runs from base 1 to 324 and encodes 107 amino acids.
AUGCAGCUUCAAUCAUUCUUCGCUGUCGGCCUGGUCGCCGUUACUGGUGUGAACUCUCUCAGCCUCUCAGGCGUAGCCCUCACCGUGGCUCCCGUUCUCGCCCGGGCGGCGGUAGCCGACUUGCCCGAUAUCGUCAUCAAGAGACAGGAGCUCUCCAACGCCGACCUCGUGGCGGCCGAUCUCGAAGAGGCAGGCGACCUUGAGAGGCGCGUCUCCACCGAGCCUGAGGACGAGGAGGAGCCCGUGGAGGUCGUGGCCAAGAGAGGCGAGCAGGCCGCCGAGGAGUUCUUCGCUGAGGACUUGGGAAGUGAUGCGGAUGAGUAA